This is a messenger RNA of Nanorana parkeri, 537 nucleotides long. Its product is annotated as regenerating islet-derived protein 4-like. NCBI's taxonomy places the organism in Eukaryota, Metazoa, Chordata, Amphibia, Anura, Dicroglossidae. The transcript has 5 exons. The coding region runs from base 1 to 537 and encodes 178 amino acids. The record is from RefSeq and is a predicted model, not a curated record. Gene Ontology annotation, molecular function: signaling receptor activity.
AUGACUACAGGAGAUACAGACAUGCCGUGUGUGAUCACGGGGUCCUGUAUCUCCAAGCAGGGAAAAGCUGUACGCAAAAUGAGCACGCCAGAACAGAUCUGCUUCUGUGCUUGGUGUGCUGCAUCUGUCCGCAUAUCAUGUCCACCUGGCUGGUUCUUCUACAGAUCACAUUGCUAUGCCAUAGGUAAGAACCCAGCAACAUGGGCUGAUUCAGAGUAUGACUGUACAAGUUAUGGACAUGGUGCUCACCUUGCCUCCAUCAUGGAUGAGUCAGAGGCGUCCAUUAUUGCUAGCCAUGUGUCUGCAAGCCAGGAUUCAGAUGGAGUGUGGAUAGGACUGCAUGACCCUGACAAGAACGGCCGCUGGAAAUGGACGGAUGGAUCCAUGUAUAAUUUUCGAGCCUGGAAAACAGGUGUUCCAGAUAAUGCCAAAGGAAAAGAAUUUUGUGUUGUACUAAUCAGUGGCUCCAAAUAUAAGAAAUGGAAUGAUGUGGCGUGUGGAGGAAAGAAGAACUAUGUCUGUAAAUUUAAGCCGUGA